Molecule: messenger RNA, 3926 nt
Organism: Spirodela intermedia
Lineage: Eukaryota; Viridiplantae; Streptophyta; Magnoliopsida; Alismatales; Araceae
Source: the annotation of a GenBank genome assembly
AUGGAGGGGAUUUCGAUCCAGAAGGUUUCGAUUUGGGGAACCACGCUUGCGUCUGUCAUCCAGCGCUUCUCUUCCUCUGGUGGCGAUGUGGAUGGCGUCCUCCUCGGCCAUUUCGGUCGGCUCCUCCCGCCGGAACUCACCGACGACGAUCCCUCUUCCUCUUCCUCUUCCUCGCCACUCUUGUCUGCUUUCAUUACCAACUACUUCUGCUUCGGCAUGCCUAUGGGCUUCUACGACUCUCUAGGCCGAGUGGAUUCCCGUCUACUCGACCGCGUCCUCUCUCUGGUGAAGUGGCCAGAGAACUGCACGGUGUUGGGCUGGUUUUCAGCCCGUCGAAACUCCGGUCUCCGACCAUCCAUGCGGGAGCAUGCCGUUUCCGUGUCACUCUCCAAAGUCAUGGAGGCUCUAGCCCGUGGUGGUAGGUUCUCGGAGAAUUCUCAAGAACUCAUGGCCGAUCGGUGUAUUUUCAUGCUCUUCUCGUCCUCUGCGGGUAGUCAUGCUAUCCACAACCACGAGUACCGCGCAUAUACCUUGGAGCCGAAGAGUAGAGGCCAUGUACACACUCGGACGCCAGUGGAGGUGGUUAAUCUGGGUCCUGCGUUCCGAAGCCAGUACAACCUCUUCUCCCCAGAAUCAUCAUUCCCGUGGAUGCCCUGCGGAUCGGAAAAUUCCAAGGUCUUGGAAGAUAAGAGUCUCAUUAAUUCUCGGCGGACUUCACGGGACUCGGCGGCGCUGGGCGGAUUAGCUGAAGGUUACAAACUUGAGAGGUUGCGGCAGAUGGUAGGGCCUAAUGCUGAAAGGCACAAAUCUGAAUUGGAGCAGUUGUACGAGAGUAUGCUUUUGAAGCUCGAGGGGUUAGCAGAGCUUGUGGAGAAAAGUUCAGUCGGAAUUCUUGAGCAGGUGAAGUGUCCUAUGAAAAUUUAUAUUAUUUUCUCUAUACAUAUCCUUUAUUCUGUAGAAAUGAGAAUUCUAAGAUUUCCUUCCAGUUUUUAGUAUAUAAUCCCACUGAGAGAGCACGAUUCCAGUAAUCAACUGCCCUAAGAUAACUGAAAUGUAGACUUGUAGACUGGGAUUGGAUUGACGACCAUCAUUAUGUAUAAAGAAUCAAAAGCCCCUUCCUCCUGCAUAUGAUGCUAACAUCUUGUGGAUAGAAAAUUGGAAUAGUAUGUGCACAUUUAAAUUCAUGGGAAAUAAUCUUAGUCUUGUUUCCUUUUUCCACAAAAACUUAAGCAUGCCAGGUUUUUAAUGCAAAUUGUAUGGUGUUGUAAUAACGUUACUUAAUUACGAAAAAUCUGGUCAUAUGAACUAUCUGACCAGAAAAAAAACAAGCAUCGCUGUUCUUCUAGGCAUAGAAAGACAUUGAAUAUGCGCACAUGUUUCAUAAUAACAAAUGGUCAGUAUAUGAUUUCCUCGUUGACAUGUAUGUGAUUCAAAGAAUAGCAACACAUUCCUUUUCAGAUUCGUGCAAGCAACAGUAGUGAAGAAGAUUCAAUUAAGCUUCAUUCCAUAGAUUUUAUCCACUACAGUAGCAGGAGUCUUUUAAGAAAAGCAAACAUAUUCUUCUGUCCUACAAUGCUGAAGGGUGCCUUUUUUUUCUGUGGCAACUCUAGAAAGAAUUACUUGGAAAUAAACGGAUAAAGUAUGUGGCUACUGCAGUGUUUUGCCUAUUAUAUCUAUAGCACCUGAGAUGUGGAUAACGGUACUCUUUGACAUCAUCAUAUGGUGGGCUGGGAUAUUUGCAUUGGAAAAAUGAUUCAGCUACAAGUAUUCUAUAUAUAAGACGAUGAGAUCAUGAGAGGGGUGGUGCUUACAAACGAAGGCGAUGGUUCUUAGGGAAGGAAGGAAACACAUAGGUGGCUAUUGUGUUUUAUUUAAUAAAAAGAUAAAAAUUAACAUUGAAAUAAAAUAAGCGAUAUUUAAAUAAAAUAUGGGUGUUGAGGAUUUAGAGAGAAAUUUUGUGGAAGGUGUAAUUUGGCUUAUAAUCGUUUUGAGGAAGGAAUCUUUUGUGCAGUGAUUGUGGCCCCCCUCCCAAACAAAUGAGCACAAUAAAGUGGAAGCAGAGCGAAACAAAAACAAAACAAACGUGGAAGGUGGUUUUCGUGGAUACAAUGAUCUAUAAAAAAACAGAUAUUUGUAAAGAAAUGUGAACAACGUGCAACCUGAACACAGCGUUCAAGAAGAAUAAGUAUAAUGAUUCAAUAGAUCACUCAAAAGAGUUUUUUUAACUAUGCAAUUGAAGAAACAUAUCAAUCAAUUGGGAAAAAUAUUUCACUUUUAAAUAGAAUUGAAGAAAUGCCAAACUAACCAAAAGAAUGAAGCUUAUCCUAUUGUCGAUCGUAAAAAUCUUGUAUUGACUAUGUCAUCUGGAACAUUUACAAGAUUCGCCUCAUCUGGAUAGCAAUCUAGAAACGUGAUAUUGUGGAUGUUGCAAGUUGUGCCAAUCUCUUACAGCUGCUUUUCUUGGUAACCUAUAUAGAAGAAAUGUGCUGAGGAGAAAUGAAGAGAGAUUGGCAGAAUUUCCACCGGCCGUGGACUGCAGAAGACACUUAUAUCCACUGACUUCUAGAAAUUCCCUGUGCGGCAUAUGGUUGACAAAAAAAAGGGCAAAUUAACCUUGGUGCACCAUAUAGUUAAACAGGAAUUUGGUAUUUGGGCAUAAAGUUAUGGUAUGAUAUGCUGGAGUGUUGGAAUAGGAUUGGAGAUCAGUUUCAAUAAGAAUCGAUGAAUGAUACCUCAGAGGCUAUAUAGCUUCCAAUUAAUAACCUAAAAGAACUCCUUCCUUUAAUAUAUAUAAUUUUCUUUUAGACUGGUUUUUCCUGCUCAUAUUGUUAACUUUUUGUUGGACUUUUUAAAAGGAUUUUUUGUCCUAUCUUCUCAGAUUGCUCCGAGUGGAGUGCAUUCUUAAUAGGAAGUGAUCCACAUUGGAUUGAAGAAUACCAGAUCUCUUAGCACAUCAUCCUUGUAGACGUUAAAUGUAUAUCUUUACACUACAUCAUUGAUCUCCGUUUCUGUCAGGAGUGAUCACCAAUUCGAUGGCAUCCCCAACUUUUCAACUUUGACUGACCGUUUGCCAUUGGAGAACUAUCCCAUGGACAUCACGACAUCACCUUCUGUUUCUUUUCCAUUCAUCAUUUUGUCUGCCAUUUCUUAUCCAUUGAGUUCAAAUUUUGAAGGCUUUUUAAAGAACUUAAAAGUUUUCCUCGUUGCUUCUGCUUCCUCUAAGUUCAGUUAUCUCUCUCGAUGAUCUUUAGAACACGCCCUUAUGCAAAUCAAUAUUAACAGAGAAUCAACAUGAUUUAUUUUUCAUCGGGAAUUUUAGUGUGAUUAAAGAAUUUUUUUGGGAGUGAGUCUAGAUUGGUGGAUAGAGUGCGUGUGGUAUUGCUAGACCCAGGAUAUGCAGGUUAAGAACACGCUCUAGAUCUGAACUAAGGCCUUGAACUCGCUUUUCUUGAACUGUUAUCUCUUACCUUCAUUUGUUGCGCGCCAUUUUUUCCUAUUUUUGUUUUAUUUUUUAUUUUCAUUAUUGCGUAGACAAUACUCUCAUCGACUAGCUUUGGAACUUGAAUUUUAUCACUACAUCACCUAGAUAGUUUCCUUCUGCCUAUCAGCUGCUACAUGUCAAAGUCAGGUACUUCUGGGAGGUUCGACAUGAUAGUUCUUAUCAUUAGUUGUCAUUCCAGUUCUACCCUUCCCAUCUUGAUUUCUUCUUUGGCUACUCUCCUAAAUCUUUCAAGGCGGCUUUUGGGAGUUUACACUUAAGUUGCCUAAAAAUGUCGGCCGCCAUGUCUGUUUUCACUUUGAUGGUGUUGCGUUAUCAGACAAGGAAAAGUGAGGCAGUGUAUUGACCUGUCCUUUCAUUUAUGCAGGAAAAUAGAAAUCUAGAGUUAAAAGCCAAAGUUGCCGGAUUGGAGUCAACUACUCCAUGA